This is a messenger RNA of Trypanosoma brucei brucei TREU927, 525 nucleotides long. RefSeq lists its product as hypothetical. Lineage: Eukaryota; Euglenozoa; Kinetoplastea; Trypanosomatida; Trypanosomatidae. The transcript has a single exon. The record is from RefSeq and is a predicted model, not a curated record. The coding region runs from base 1 to 525 and encodes 174 amino acids.
AUGUUCAGAUAUCAUGAGAGUAUAAGGGAAAUACGAAUUGAUGAGUGUGAGCUCUUGCGUAAUGUUGAUGUGCGUGAAGCAGAUAAUCUUCUCAAACUGAUCAUUGAAAAGUGUAAAGCGUUGGAAGAUGUAUAUGUGGGUGGAUGUGUAAAGAUGGAGGUUAUUGAGAUUCGUGAAUGUAUCGGCUUACAGAAGGUAAGAGGACUAAAGCAUGUGAAGGAAUUGCGGGAAUUGAAUUUAUCCGGGUGUCGAAACCUGCGAGAGAUAACGGGAAUACACAGGUAUGAAGACACGAGGUUGGAAAAGCUGAAUGUGAAGUGUUGUGAGAAACUGGAGGAUUUGAGAUUUUUGAGAUAUUGUAGGGUGCUGAGGAGUAUUGUGAUUUCUGAUAGUGUGGUUACACAGGAGAGGCUGAAAUUAUUCAACUACAGGGUGGAAGUUAUCAGUGAAACAGAAUACUAUUCGAAACGUAGCGGUGACAAUGACACCUCCCAUUCUACUCAUAAUGACCAAGUUGUUAGGUAG